Molecule: messenger RNA, 1948 nt
Organism: Stylophora pistillata
Lineage: Eukaryota; Metazoa; Cnidaria; Anthozoa; Scleractinia; Pocilloporidae
Source: RefSeq, a predicted model, not a curated record
CAGUGCAAAAGGUCUUCGCUUUAGACUAUACGUCGCGUAUGGCAAGGUUAAGGUCUUCCGCGGCAACUAUGACAUCUACCACACAGUUUCAUACAAGAUAAUCCCAGCGAUCAAGGCCAAGUUCCUUCGCAUUCAUCCCAGAAGUUGGCGCAGUUACAUCGCAAUGCGUGUAGAGUUGUACGGUUGCCGAUACAAGGAACGUUUCUGUGACCGGGUCCAAGGACUUCAAAGAGGUGCAAUAAAGAAUGCAGCUUUCACUGCCUCAUCCCAAUGGGACAAAUACCAUGCCCCGUUCCGUGCCCGAUUGCAUGUCCCCAAACAAGGACGGUACAUUGGGGCGUGGUCUUCUCGUCAUAACAACCGCAAUCAAUGGCUGAAGAUUGACUUAGGCAGACCAACCAAGGUCACUGGUAUGGCAACGCAGGGACGGCAAGAUGCAGACCAGUGGGUGACAGCAUAUUAUGUUUACUACAGUUUGGAUGGAGUACACUUUUCUCGCGUCACUUACUGGUGGGACGUUAUAAAGACUUUUCGAGGAAAUUAUGACCGAAAUGGUGUCCAAACGCGCUCAUUCAACCCUCCUCUCUAUGCAAGAUUUAUCAAAAUCAAUCCUCGUGGUUGGCGAUCACACAUCUCGAUGAGAAUGGAAGUGUAUGGUGGGGCAUGGAGCAAGUGCGAUGUUCCUCUUGGAAUGGAAGACCGCCGUGUCCCUGAUCAACUCAUCACUGCUUCCUCUUACUACAACUACUGGGGUUCACCGAGAAUGGGCAGGCUGCAUCAGAGACGCGUUGGCACGUUUGGUGGCUCAUGGUAUGCCAAGCGAAAAGACAAACGCCAAUGGCUGAAGAUAGACAUGGGUGGACUGACCCGUGUGUCACGUUGUGCAACUCAAGGUCGUCAGAAUGCAGACCAAUGGGUAACAAGCUAUUACGUGUCCUACAGUGUGAAGGGAUACCGGUUUGUGACGUACAAAGAGUACGGACGUACAAAGAUAUUCCCGGGCAACUUUGACCGAUACGUAGUCGUAACACACCGAUUCCUUCGACCAAUAGUGGGACGUUACUUCAAGAUACAUCCGGUCACGUGGCGUAGCUGGAUCUCCAUGAGAGUAGAACUCUAUGGCUGUGUCAUUGGCCCGAGAUGUGACAAACCUUUAGGAAUGAAGAAUGGCCGCAUUCACGCUAAUCAAAUCACAGCAGCAUCAAUCUGGGACCGAAAUCAUGGAGCAAGUAAUGCCAGACUCCACUGGCGAAGAACCGGUGCUAAGACAGGCGCUUGGUCAGCUCGUCACAAUAAUCGUUACCAGUGGUUACAGGUGGAUUUCAAACGCUACAUGCGGAUUGUAAAGAUCGCUACCCAGGGACGACAAGAUGCACGUCAAUGGGUGAAGCAGUACUACGUCAAAUACAGUCAAGACUGCGCACAUUUUGCCGACUAUGAGGAGAACAGCAAUAGAAAGUAUUUUAAGGGCAACAGAGACCAAAAUACUGUGGUAAUGUACAGAUUCUAUCCACCAAUCAAAGCGAGAUACAUUCAGGUUCGCCCAUGGGGAUGGUAUGGACACAUCUCUAUGAGAGUGGAGUUCUAUGGAUGUGUUGAAGACCACUGCAACAUACCUCUGGGUCUAGAAGACAAACGCCUCAGUCCGGGGUCUUUGUCAGCGUCUACUUACUACAAUCACCACUUAUCACCAUGGCAUGGCCGACUGAACCACAGAUGGUCAUGGAGUUCUCGGCGUAGAGAUGUUCACCAAUGGUUCAAGGUUAACUUUGGUUAUAUAACAAGAUUUAAAGGAAUAGCGACCCAAGGACGGCAGGAUGCAAAUCAGUGGGUAAAGACCUACAUCGUCAAGUACAGUGGAGAUGGUGUUAGUUAUGUGCCUUACACCGAGAACAAGCGAAUUAAGGUGGGUGUUUACGAAAUAUCGAUAAUGAGGGUUGAUUUGUAG